AUGUUCUACAGCCAUGAAAUCCUCACCUCGCCCGAGCAUGGUGUCGCAACCAUCUGGCUCGUCGCAACACUGGGAUCUCGGUCCAUCGCCAGAAGACUCAACAGAAAAGCCAUACAAGACGUCGACGUCCCCAAUGCGUGCCGGGUGAUCAUCAACCCGGAGGCGCCGAUGGCCCUCCGGCUCCAGGGGAGCUUGCUCUACGGAGUCUCUCGAGUGUACAACCAGCAGUGCGGGUACAUUCUACUUGACACACAGGCAAUGCAUGACAAAAUGGUCUCCAAGCUGAAGAUCGUGCCGGGGAGUGGACUUGAUCCUGCCGCCGGACAGACCAAGCCGAGCAACCUGAUCCUGCCUUAUGACCCAUCUUUCCUACCCGAGACAGCUCUCCCAGGGCUGGAAAUUGACUUGUCUUACUUCACCUCUACUGCAGAUGAUAGUUUGAGCCAGCUCAGUGGUCUCUGGACCAAGUCACCCAAUAACAGUUUAUCUGGGACUUCGCAGCUGUCGAGCCUGCAGCUUGAGCUCCCGUCUGAUGAUAUGCUGGGCGAGGGCGCCGUCUUUGGGCUGGAGGAUGCCAAUGCGUCUGCGAACAGGGACGACGUUGUCGGCGGUAUGGAAAGGAUUGAUAUGGGCAACGAGCAGGGGGUUUUGCUUCAGCCUGACUUCGAGUUUGAUGAGGAUGGCAAUAUCAUCGAGCUCGGUGCUCAAGAUAACUCUCCUCUUGCCAGGAAGUCCAGCGAUAGACUGAGACAGAGUCGGGAGGCCGUUGACAACCAGCAAGGCCAGCUCUGGGAAGACCCCAUGGAGGUUGACGAGACCUGGGGAGCGGUCCAGAGAAACGAUAUGAUGGAACUCGAUAACCAACUCGCAGAAGCAGACCUUCACAACGAGGAACCAGACACACGUCAACCGAAUGAAGGCUCCGAUGGGAUUGAGCAACCGAUUGAGGUCCCAGCAGUGACAACCCGCCGUGUGAGACGUCCGAAGGAAAUCAUAUCCGAUGACGCCACGGGACUUCGAAACAUGACACUAGCCCAGUGGAACAAUGAGUAUGUCGCAAAUAUGAUCCAAGCAGCGAAGCAGAAGGAGCAGAACAAGAUCCCCACCGUUGCAAAGAAGAACGCUGCUUUCUGGGUUUUAGGUCAAGGGCUUGGCUCAGUCGGAAUCGGAUUGGGAACGGGCCGCGAGCCGCAUCCGCUCGGUUUUUACUCAGGCGAGGAACUGUUCGAAGCCAUCGGCGGAUACCCCAAGGAGAAUGAGCGAAAGCGCAAAUCAGACGACGAAGAGGUCUCAGAGGGACGCCGCGUGCGUGCCAGAGAUGAACAGGCCGACCAUCUCAGCCGCGAGAACAUCGCCCGUCUGAACAGGGAGGCCGAAGUCGGCCGUGAUGCGCCUUCCAGUCUGAUUGAUGACCACUCGUCCCAGAUGCCGUGGAACAUCACCGCCUCCAUUCAAAGCUAUCGACAGAGACAGCGAGUUGGAAGUGUCAGCGAGAUGUCCUCCCAAGGACAUAAGGCCCGAAGCCGACUCACGAGCGCCAGUCCUCUCGCCGGUCGCAGCUAUCUCGGAGGCCAAGACCAACUCGAACCCGAGCUGGGCGAGUUCGGCGACGAUCUGGAUCUUACCCAGUAUCUGGAAGGUGAACUUGCGACAGACCGCGAGCGUAUCAGCUCGCUGUCGCCGAGCAAACGCUCUGCCAUUGAACGCGUCAUGGCGACACUUGAUCGGGAAAGCUGGAAUUUCAUUGACUUCAUGAAAUCCAAGAUGCAUGUCGUUAAAGACAACGCGAGAGAUGCGAGCCAAAGUCCGCACAGCAACCUAUCCAGCCCGUUCGCGGGUAGAGUCAGGCAGACCACCUUCGCGAGUCUUCUGCCGCCCGAGAACACUACGCGCGCUAUCGCGACUCAGGCUCUGAUGAACGUACUCACGCUGGCUACCAAGGGUGUGUUGCAUGUCCACCAGGAUGAAUACAUCAACGAGAGCACCUUCGAGCACGGAGUCCGUUAUCGAUACGGCGAGAUUCACCUGAAACUUUCCGGAAUGUAA
Penicillium bovifimosum is the source of this 2046-nucleotide messenger RNA. Its product is annotated as Rad21/Rec8 N terminal domain protein. Lineage: Eukaryota; Fungi; Ascomycota; Eurotiomycetes; Eurotiales; Aspergillaceae. The record is from RefSeq and is a predicted model, not a curated record. The coding region runs from base 1 to 2046 and encodes 681 amino acids. Gene Ontology annotation, cellular component: synaptonemal complex; cohesin complex. The transcript has 6 exons. Gene Ontology annotation, biological process: mitotic sister chromatid cohesion; replication-born double-strand break repair via sister chromatid exchange; synaptonemal complex assembly. Gene Ontology annotation, molecular function: protein binding; chromatin binding.